CCGAAGCGCGAGGAGGGUCGCGUUCUGCGUGUGGCGCGCGCUUCAUCAUGGCAGCGGGGAGACCGAGGACCGCUGUGUCGGGUUACAGGCGGGUUGGGAAUGCAGAACCCGAAGAGCUGCGACUCGUGCUGGUGGGGAAAACGGGGUCAGGAAAGAGCGCCAGCGGAAACACCAUCCUGGGGGAGGAUCACUUCGCAUGUGAGCUCAGCAUGAGUUCGGUGACAGAGACCUGUAAGAAGGUGCGUGGUACAGUACUGGGGCACCGGGUGGCUCUGGUGGACACGCCUGGCCUGUUUGACACAGAGAAUUCCCUAGAGAACGUGGAGCAGGAAGUUCAGCGAUGUCUGGUUAUGUUGGCACCAGGACCGCAUGCUGUGCUCCUCGUGAUGCAAAUCGGCCGCUACACUGAGGAGGAAAACCUCUGUGUGGAACGCAUCCAGACCAUCUUCAGCCGCAACAUUGUCCCCUACACCAUACUGCUCCUAACCCACGCAGACAAGCUGAAGGGACAGUCCAUCGAGGACUUCAUUGCUAAACAAAACCGUAAGAUCCAAGACCUGGUCAAACACUUUGGUCGGAGGUUCUUGGCUUUUAACAAUGAAGACCGAGAGAACCGUUACCAGGUUGCUAAACUCUUGGAAAUGAUCAAUCGCAUGGUCAACCAGAAUGAGAACAGCUAUUUUACCAACGAGGUCUUCAAGGAGACUAAUGAAGUGGUGGAGGUAUUCCAGAGGGAGCACCUUGAGCUCAACCAGGAAGAAAUCCGGAGAGCGAAGUUGGAAUCCAAGAUGAAGUGGAAUGAAAACUUGCAACAGUUCAUCAGGAAAAUGCAGGUGGAAAGAUGGAAGGCACUGAGAGAGAAGGCUGAAGUUGAAGACAGGAUGAAGGUGCUGAAGAACAACAUUGCAGAACUAGAUCUGCAGCUCAAGGAGGAGACAAAGAAGCUGAAACAGCUUGAAGUUGAAGAGAAUAACAGGAAAAAGGAGGAAACGCAGUACAGGAGGAAGAUUGAGGCUCAGAUCCGUCAGGAAGAGGAGAAGAUCGACCGCAGAUACUUUGACAGCAGUCGGGAGGAGGCAGAGCAGUCACCUGAGCUCCUCAAGAAGGUGGGGUUGUUUGUUGCGGGGGCAGCCUUGCUGGCUGCAGGGGUGGGAAUUGGAACAGGAGCAACAGUGAUGAUGAGCAGUGCCAGCGCAGCACCAGCUGCAGCUGCAAGCGCUUCAUUCUUUCAGGUGGCAGGACCAGCUGCGGUUGCGGCUGCUCAACAGGCAGCAACUCUCGUAGCAGCUCAGUGCUCCAUACAGUAACCCUCUCACAGGCUAAUUAAAACACACCCAUUUCUCAGUUUGCAAGUCGAAAUUAAUUCCUCGAUAUGCGUUAGGUGAAAUGACAAAAACCAUUAUUUCUUAUGGGGAAGAUUAUAACUUGCAACAAGCUGGACCUAAGUAUACCCAAAAAUACAGUAAGAAAUAUUACUAUCCCACCAGAAAAUAAAAAUUGAAAAAUUUCAUAUGAAAAUUUAAUAUGAAUGUUCCCAACAACUGUCAUUAAACAGUUACAAAUACGGUAAUAAAAUACAGCACUGUACGUACAUACAUUUAUGUAUGCAUGUUUGUAUGUAGUAUAUGUAUGGUGCACAGAAAGGUAGGAAUAUUACUUACAAAUAUACACACGAUUGUUCCUAUUCUAUAAACUAUUUUAAACAUAAUAAACAAUCAGCGAGUGAGCCAAUUAAAGACAGCUGCGAGGCAAGAAGCUGGCCAGAAUAGCGAACAAUUCAGAUGCGUUUCAUUUUUAGCAGUAAGCAAUCAGAACACAGCACAACUUACCGCUUCGAGGGAAGGUAAAAAUUAAUCCGUUCAUUCCCACGAUGCUCAGCACCAGAGGGAUAUAUUACAACGUUAGAGUGCUGGGCGCAAAUUCAAGGUGGGGCACCGGCACGAAGAAGAUCACUAAAAUUGUGAACAGAAAUUUCUGUACCUUUGAAAAUAAUUUGGAUUUAUAGCUAUAAACUGAAUGGGUUCACAAAGGUGAGAAUUUGCAAUGCAAACAUUUGCAAGUCAAGGAAUGUGUGUUUAUCUGUCCCACUUUCAUGCCCCAGACUUCAUUGCACCCACCUUUGCCGUAUAGUUCAUUCUUCAACAUGUAUCUGUUGUCAUUUAAAGCAGGAAGGAAAAGGCUACACUUGUGAAAUUGGUCCGUUUGUCGGAUACAGAGAGCUGUAAAUCCAACGUUCACUUUCCGGUAGCUAAAGAAGCUUUUGAGCAAAUAUAAUAAGAUGCAAUUAGAUAAUUCUAAAUAAUUGGAAUGUCUUAAAGUUACCUGCAUAUUCGUAGUAUACUAAGCAACUUUACAAUCUCAUCUGCUUUUUUGAACUCAAAAAUCAUGCAUAUAGAUUGUUCUUAUUGCAUACUUUAGUUAUGACAGCAAUAUAACAGCAUAUAACAGUCAUAUAUAACAGUGGUAAUUGAGCAACAUUGUUUAGUUACACUAAUACCUGACAAACUGAUGCACGUACCAUGUUUAUCAAUAUUAAUACAGUCAUGUGUAUCCUUCAAUAUAUAUCUUUUUCAAAAUAUCCACAAUAUUUUACUGGAAUUCUUGCAUGUUCUUAUUUGUACCGUUUCCUCUUGAAAGUGUGCCUGUGCUGCUCUC
Molecule: messenger RNA, 2655 nt
Organism: Scleropages formosus (Asian bonytongue)
Lineage: Eukaryota; Metazoa; Chordata; Actinopteri; Osteoglossiformes; Osteoglossidae
Product: GTPase IMAP family member 7-like
Exons: 2
Coding region: 48-1307 (419 amino acids)
Molecular function (GO): GTP binding
Source: RefSeq, a predicted model, not a curated record